Arabidopsis arenosa is the source of this 525-nucleotide messenger RNA. NCBI's taxonomy places the organism in Eukaryota, Viridiplantae, Streptophyta, Magnoliopsida, Brassicales, Brassicaceae. The record is from the annotation of a GenBank genome assembly.
UUCACACAACACAUCACAAGCUCGAUAAAGAGAGAGUUUUGAGGGUUUUCUUGUACCUUUUAUAAGAAUUACUCUUAUAGAAACUUUACUUCUUCAUCAAUGGCUUAUUCUACGAUUGCUCUUCUCCUCCUCUUCAAUGUCAUCUUCUUCACUUUUGUCAGCUCGAGUUCAGUCCCUUGUCCACCACCACCGCCCAAGAAGCCCUCAACUUCAUCUCCUAACCACAAACCCACUUGUAAAGACGCUCUUAAACUUAAGGUGUGCGCUAACGUGUUGGAUUUGGUCAAGGUUUCUCUACCACCAACGUCCAAAUGUUGCGCUCUUAUCAAAGGUCUAGUUGAUCUUGAAGCCGCGGUCUGUCUUUGCACCGCCCUAAAGGCUAAUCUUCUUGGUAUCAACCUUAAUGUUCCCAUUUCUUUGAACCUUGUCCUAAACCAAUGUGGUAAGAAGGUUCCAUCUGGUUUCAAAUGUGCCUAGAGAUUACACAACUUCAAUUGAGAUUCUAUAUACCACAUUUCAUUCUUG